AUGCUAGCCGAAAUAGACGAUGACGAUACAGAUAUAGAUCCCGCCACAUAUGCAAACGACGACGUCAAGAGCCUGACUCAGGCAUGGGUGAAUGAGCGCUGUGCACCAGAAGUGCUUCCAUAUGAAGAUGGACUCAUGACGAAUCUGAUGGAGAUGCUUGAAGUUCAGUCUGCAAAUGUGGAUACAUUGCGAGAUGGACGAGCCGAUGCUGCCUUCUUACAAGUGCUGUAUCAGCAAGAGAUGGAACGGAUUAAAUUCGUAAUGAGGAGUUAUUUGAGAGCUAGAUUGGCCAAGAUUGAAGAGCACGUAAUGCACUAUUUACAAGAAGCCGAACAUCGGAGGAAACUAUCACCGAAAGAACUUGUAUUCGCUGAACGCUACGACGAACUCAUACGAAAACACCAUCUAAAAUCAUCCCUCGAGAGUCUCCCGCCAGCUCUGCAAAGGUUAGACGAAGGUGGCGACAUCAGUAUGAUCACCACACCCGAUUUAGACGAUGCCGUGUUUUGUCGCGUCAUUCAAGAUGUGGGUGACUUCCAAAUAGAUGAUCGAGGCAACUCGGUAUCUAUGGAGAGGGAUAAUGUGUAUAUUCUGAGGUAUCGGGCUAUAAGGACACUUUUGGCUCAGAGUAGAGUGCAACUCUUGUAA
Molecule: messenger RNA, 648 nt
Organism: Synchytrium microbalum
Lineage: Eukaryota; Fungi; Chytridiomycota; Chytridiomycetes; Synchytriales; Synchytriaceae
Exons: 4
Coding region: 1-648 (215 amino acids)
Biological process (GO): DNA-templated DNA replication; double-strand break repair via break-induced replication
Cellular component (GO): GINS complex
Source: RefSeq, a predicted model, not a curated record